Cimex lectularius (bed bug) is the source of this 2276-nucleotide messenger RNA. Its product is annotated as chromodomain-helicase-DNA-binding protein 2. Gene Ontology annotation, cellular component: pericentric heterochromatin. Gene Ontology annotation, molecular function: chromatin binding. NCBI's taxonomy places the organism in Eukaryota, Metazoa, Arthropoda, Insecta, Hemiptera, Cimicidae. Bases 260 to 1096 code for a protein of 278 amino acids. The transcript is spliced from 11 exons. The record is from RefSeq and is a predicted model, not a curated record. Gene Ontology annotation, biological process: negative regulation of transcription by RNA polymerase II; chromatin organization.
UUGCCAUCUUUAAGUUCUCUCGUCGCCGUACAGCGUUGAGCGUCCAUUUCUCUCUGCUUUCUACGUUGUCAAACAACUACCCAAUAAUAUCAACAACAACUAUUUGAACUUUCGUUAUAUUUGAUAGUUCGACGAUAAUUUUGCUUAUUUCGGUGUGAAUAUAUACCAUAAAUUCAUAUAUAUAAAUAAAAAUGGGAAGGAAGAGUGAGGUAUAAAUUUGAUUUUGCAGAAAACGACAAGAAAACCGAUUGAGCCUGAAAUGUCUGAGGAUGAUUCACAAGAAGAAGUCAAGAUGCCAAAAACAACCAGAAGGACUUCCAAGAAGCUGUCCGAACCUGAGGAAGUACUUCCUAAAGUGGCCACAUCAGGGAAAAGAAGAGGUCGACAAUCUCAAAAUGAUGAUGAUCUUGAAGUAGAAUCUUCUAAGAAAUCGACUUCAUUUAAAAAGUCUAAAACAACAUCUGAAGCAACCGAUGGAGAAGAAGACAAGGACAGUGCCAGUGAUGAAGAAAGUGAAAAUGACGGAGAUAAUGAAGAUGAGAACAUGGCUAACGGUGAAGACAUGGAUUCAAAGGAUUUAAAAGAUGCUGCCAAAGAAAACUAUGAGGUCGAAAAAUUAGUCAGCAGCAGGGUAAAAAAUGGAAAAACUCAGUACAAAGUCCAUUGGAAGGGAUACAAUUCAAGUCAAGACACUUGGGAAAAUGAAUCCAACCUCAGUUGCGAUGAACUCAUUGAACAAUAUUUGAAUACACAGAAAAAGAAAAAGGUGCCUGGCUCCAUGCAACAAAAUGGGGAAUGGGAGGUUCUGAAAAUAGUUGACAUGCAUAUAUUCAAAACUGGCAAAAGGGAGUUUCUGGUCCGUUGGAAGGGUUUUGGUCCCAAGGACGACACAUGGGAACCUGAAGACAACCUUAAGCACACAAAUCUUCUCAACAGAUACUUGGCCAAGUUGGAAGAAGUCAAAUCAAUUCCCUUGAAGGAUCUUCGAAUCAAAAGGCAACAAACCGACAGGCUUACAUACAUGCCACAAGGGGUCCAGAGGAGGGAAAGCAAGCGUUACAGGAAUAAACAAAGAAUCCGUUAUUAUGAUGACUGAACGCCCAGGGUUCUCUGCUGUAAUUUAUUUAUAUUUUGUGUGCAAUUUACAGUCUACCAUGAGUUUGUAAUAAUUGCAUAAAUUUUACAACAAAUUACACAAAACCUUACAUUUUGUAAAAAUGAUAACAUAAUUAGGAAUUCAUAUUAUUUUGUAUACAUUUUUUUUUCUUUGUUUGACAUAAUGUAUUUUAUAAGUAAAAAUUUAUUUACUCUGUUUCCCAGCCUACAUCCGUUGAACCUUUGUCAUUAAUCUAAUUGUCUGAAUUCCAAGUUGAAACACAUACAGUUGAACUUCCCCAAACAGACUUCUAAUAUCCGUGCAAUUUUAUUUUGUCCGGUAUUAUUACAUUUACUUUACUGAAAAAAGGACUUGUAAUAAGUUUUCAAUGAAAAAGUCUCUUAUAAGCAGACAGCAGAUGACUUGUUACUUGCAAAAAGUAAUUUUUGGGAAUUUUCAACCCUCUCGAACUGGGGUUUGUUUCUCCAGUCAGUACUCAGAUUGUGAUUUGGAGUUCGAGCAUGUGAACAAAAUUCAAACUGUCAGGGAAAAGGUCUAAUUGUAAGUCCACGAGAAUUCAUUCGAAUUAAAUUAAUUUUUAUCUUAUGUACCUAACAAUUUUUCAGUAUGUGUAAGAGCUUAAGAACACAAUCACAUUGCAAAUUGUUGUUCACUUAUAGGAAGUUUGACUCUGUAUGUUUAUAUUAAGAAGUAUGGUGUAGAUAGAACAUUGUAGCACACUUGAUAUAUCAGCAGAAUGGUUUCAUUCCCAUUUGAACUGUUGAGGAUUUGUGAGAUUUCUCCAUGUUACAAUUUCUGCCAGAAGUGAUGAACCUGUAAUUUUGUCAUUACCGAUCAUUUUGGUGUAGACAGACCAAAUAUUCAGGAGAGAUAAAUAAGAAACGUCACAAAUCCACAAUGCACACAAAAGAAGAAAAUUAGAAAGAAAACAGAAAUUGUUAAAACAACAAUGCUACUCAUACAAAAUCAAGAUGACUAACACUGCAACAAAUAACCUUUAAAGAAAAACAAUAAUGGCAAAAAAAAAUUCCAAUAUAAAAACCAACAACAAAACCACCAGAUAAUGGACAGUAACACAAACACUGAAAAUCAAUGAUAUUAAAGUUAAAGUAUAACAGAUGACCAAACAAAGGUGACUAACACUGCAACUAUAACAAAA